Bactrocera oleae (olive fruit fly) is the source of this 877-nucleotide messenger RNA. The record is from RefSeq and is a predicted model, not a curated record. Lineage: Eukaryota; Metazoa; Arthropoda; Insecta; Diptera; Tephritidae.
CGUGGCUUGAGCAACCAAAAGUACAACGAAUGCGCAAAGGAUAGUGAAUUUCAUCUUUUUGUUUCUUGUGCUCAGCUGAUUAUCUAAACUUUCAAUUGUCAAAUGUUAAGCUAUUUCGUGACUGUUAAAAUGCAGCUCAAUUCAGCUUUUUAUAUGAACUAGCGGUCAAAAAUUUGGCAAAGGUGUUAAUUUCUGAACAACUAGCAAAAUAAAUAAAAGAAAAUAUAAUAUAUACGAAUGAUAACUUUAAAAAAUAAUGUUACUAAUUACAUCGAAAAUAAACGGAACCAGCUAAUACAAGUUUAAUGUGAAAACGAAAGAUAAAACUCAUACCGCCAGUGAAAAACUUUAGAUGAAAUAAAUUGUAGAAUCGUGUAUAAAAGCAACUGCCCAAUCUUAACCGAUCAUCACACAGUUAUCUGAUUCAGUAGUCUGCACAACCAGCAAACAACAAACUAUCACCAUGAAAUUCGUUAUUGUUUUCGUCGCCCUCUUCGCUCUCGCCUAUGCUGCUCCAGCUGCUCCUGAAGCCGAAAUCGUCGAAUUGAGAUCCGAUGUCGACCCCGAGAAAUACAGCUUCGCCUUGAAGACCAGCGAUGGUACAUCAAAGGACGAAGAAGGUCAUUUGGUCAAUGUUGGUGCUGAAGAUGAACACAUUGUUGCCCGUGGUUCUUACUCUUUCGUCGCUGAUGACGGUCAAACCUACACCGUCACCUACAUCGCCGAUGAGAACGGUUUCCAACCACAAGGUGCUCAUUUGCCCGUUGCCCCUGAGGCAUAAGUCAACUUCUUUUAGCGAAGUGUAUUUCUUUGGACUGUUAUUAGCGUUUAAGUGUGAAAAGAUGUUGAAUAAAAACAAAAUUACUUAAAAAUCGAA